This is a messenger RNA of Hemisphaericaspora subhashii, 1614 nucleotides long. Its product is annotated as SDA1. The record is from RefSeq and is a predicted model, not a curated record. The coding region runs from base 1 to 1614 and encodes 537 amino acids. Gene Ontology annotation, biological process: ribosomal large subunit biogenesis; ribosomal large subunit export from nucleus. Gene Ontology annotation, cellular component: nucleolus. The transcript has a single exon. NCBI's taxonomy places the organism in Eukaryota, Fungi, Ascomycota, Pichiomycetes, Serinales, Debaryomycetaceae.
AUGACUCAAGCAGCAUUACAUCCAGAUGCUAAAGUUGCGAUUGCAGGUGCUAGAUUCUUUUUAGGUGCCGACAAGGAAAGAGAAGAAAAUUUUGAUGAAUCUUCUGAUGAAGAAGGAUUCGAUAUGAAUGAACUUAAACAUAAAUUAAAGGUCAAUAAGAAAUCUUCAAAAAGAGGAAAGAGAUUAGAACAAGCAGUCAAACAAAUGAAAAAGAAAAACGGUCCAAAACAUUCAGCUACUUAUUUAAACUUCUCCGCUAUCCAUUUAUUAAGAGAUCCUCAAGGUUUUGCUGAACAAUUAUUCACUAAUCAUUUAUCCAGUAAAAACUCCAAUAAAUUCGAUCUUGAUCAAAAAAUCACAUUUAUGAACCUUAUCUCAAGAUUAAUCGGUACCCAUAAAUUAAUCGUCUUAGGUAUCUAUUCAUUCUUUUUGAAAUACUUAACACCAAAACAAAGAAACGUUACACAAAUCAUGGCCGCAUCCGCCCAGGCUUCUCAUGAUUUAGUCCCCCCUGAAUCAAUCCAAACCGUAGUCAGAAAAAUCGCCGACGAAUUCGUUAGUGAUGGUGUGGCUGCAGAAGUCGCCUCCGCCGGUUUGAAUACCAUUCGUGAAAUCUUAUCCAGAGCUCCAUUAGCUAUCGAUGCUACAUUAUUACAAGAUUUGACUGAAUAUAAAGGAUCGAAAUCAAAAGCAGUUAUGAUGGCAGCUAGAUCUUUGAUUUCUUUAUAUAGAGAAGUAGCCCCAGAAAUGUUGUUGAGGAAAGAUAGAGGUAAGACUGCCAGUAUUGGAUUACAACAUGGUGAAAAGGCAGGAUUACCUCAAUAUGGGGUUGAGAAUACUGUUACUUCUAUUCCUGGUCUUGAUUUGUUGAUGAAAUGGAGAAAGGAACAAGGAAUUGAAGGAAAUGAAGAUGAAGAAGAUGAUGCUAAUUGGGAAGUUGAAGAAGAUGAGGAUGGUGAUGAUAUUGAAGGUGAUUGGGUUACCGUUGAUUCUGAUAAGGAAAUUAAUAUCUCCGAUAGUGAAGAUGAAAAGGAUGACGAGGAAGAAGAUGACAAAGAAGAAGAAUCUACCAAGGAAGGAGAAGUUUCUGAUUUGGAUUUAUCUUCCGAUGAAGAAGAAGAAGAAGUAGGCGAUGACGAUGAAUCUGAUCAACCUCCAAAGAAGAAGACAAAGACUGAACCUACCAAACAAGAACAAGCAGAAGAAGCCCAAAAAGCCAUGAAUGAAUUAUUGUCCAGUAGAAUCUUAACUCCUGCCGAUUUCGCCAAAUUAGAAGAAUUAAGAACAGAAGCAGGUGUAGCUAAAGUCAUGGGUAUUGUUAAUGAAGAAGAAGUUGAUUCUACUACUUUGGUAGGAAAGGUCAAAUACAAACAAUUACGUGAAGAAAGAAUUGCUCAUAUGAAAGAAGGAAGAGAAGAUCGUGAGAAAUAUGGAUCUAGAAAGGGGAAGAGAGAACAACCACAUUCUACUACUAAUAAAGAAAAGGCAAGAAAGAAGAAUUUCGUAAUGAUGAUUCAUAAGAAGGCAGUCCAAGGUAAGCAGAAAUUAUCUUUACGUGAUAGACAAAAGGUUUUACGUGCUCAUAUUGAUAAGCAAAAGAAGAAGGGUCAUUAG